UCUACCUAGAGCAGUGGCAGAGACUGAGUUGCAUGGUGUUGUUUUUUUAGACAGAAAAACAAACAAGAAACAAAAUCACAAGGAGCAAGAACAGGUAGGGUAGAUCGUGAGUUCGUAAAAGACGAUUGAUCAGAAGUGUUCAACGGGGAUGGGCGACGGCGAGGGUUUUGAAGAAUGGGACGACGAUUUCUUGGACCAACUCCUGCAAGUCGAGCAAUUCGCCUUAUCUGCAAACCCUACCCAGCCGCCCCCGCCGCAGGAGGACAUCAGCUUUUCGCCUCCUCGGGAGUUGUCUCAGUGGAACGGAGACGCCGUCCAGAAGGACUUCCAUCGGGCUUCCGGCGUUGUCCCCCAUUCUCCCCCAUCUCGUAAUCCCAAGGAAGAAGAAAUCCAGAGAUUGACGAGAGAGCUAGGUCGUGUUACGAAGGAUCUCACUCGCCUGGAGCAAAAUUGCUUACAACUCCGUAAGGAUAGGGACGAGAAAGAAGAGCAACUUAAAUCUGUAUAUGCACAGAUUGAAGCAAAAGAUGCAGAAGUUCAGUGUAGAAAGAGCAAAAACUUGGAAUACGGAGUUCGUGCUCCUGACAGUCCUGGAAUUUCUAGAGGAUUUCAAAAUGGUAACUCUUCAGACUAUCAGGCUGGCUCUCAGAAUAAUGUAGUUACAUCAACUUCUAAAGCAAUUGGAGUUCAGACAGACAGAUCUGGGGAAUCUGCCCGUUUAUCCAUGGAAACUGGUAUCCAAAGUCCUCAAUAUUGUCGAAACAGGUUACUGGCUAUUUGGGACUCAUCAAGCGGCUGGGGGUCACUGAGAAAUCUGGCUUCAAAAUUGUUGGUGGCUUGUGAAACAGAUUUUCAUGUUCUUUUUCGAUAUUUGGGUUUAUCUUCUGAAGCAACAAUGAAAUCUCUAGCAGACGGAAGAUCUUCUGAAGUGGGUUUGCAGGAAACAACAAAAGUAUCUCAUCUCUAUUCCAUGUUGACUAAGAUUGAUACAGGGAUGAUGAAUUUGGAUGCUUUGUUUGAAGCUUUACUUGAUCUUUGCAGUCUUGAAAAUCCUGUUAUUGUCUAUAGAUCUCUGCGCGUGCUGCGUAUGGCUUUCAGUCAGACAUUUAGUCUGCAACUGAAAUGUUACAGAAGGGAUAAUAUCAUAGUUGAAGGUCCUUCCUCCUGCAAAAACUAUCCAGAUUCUUAUGGACCUGAAAAUGCUGAAAGUGGAAGUCUGUUUUCUUUAGAUGGUGGCAGAGUUUCUCAUUCAGACCUUCUUACAUUUAGAAUGAGUUUGUUUAAAGCAGAUGAUUCAUGCAACAAGAAACAAAAGAACGAUGGAUCUGCAGUGCCAGAAUCUUCUUUAGAUUUGCUUUCAGUUUUUGAAUGGAUGCAUCAAAUAACCAUGAGGAUUACUGAAGAUUGUGCAAGAGCAGAAGCUGUUUCUAUUAUGAAUAUGAUUCUCUCGAGAAGUAAUGCUUACCUGGAUCGGGAGAACUUUGGAAAAGUGCCAGUGUUUCAAAGUAUUUCACAUUUGUUGAGGAAGGAAUCUGGUUUGAGGGUGCAAAAGCAAGCUGUCCAUCUGUUAUACCUGCUUCUAAAUUGUCCAAAACUAAUGGCCAUGUUCUGCAUGGGCUGUAAAGAGGAGUUGGAGGGUGCUGGGGCUUCAAGUACUGAUGUGAAAAAUGCUUUCACUUCUCAAGGGUUCUGUUUUGUUCUUGAUGGAUUGGCAGAUUGUGUAGCUUGUGGCGGAAAUGAUGCACAGGACCUGGAACUUCGAAGGAGUGCAAUUAUUCUGCUUUCUUUCUUAGGGUCUUCAGGGAAACCUGGUUUUGAAAUUCUAUUGGGUCACAGGCUUCCAAAAAGGAACAACUUUGUUGCACUAAUUUUGCAAAUGUUGAUAUUAGAAAUGGAUGCAGAAACAUUGAGCUCUUCCCAGCCACCUGAAAUUUUUAAAAAAAGGACAUUGCUACUUAGGGAGGCACUUAUCCUUUUGAAUCGACUUGUUUCUAAUCCUUCAUACUCCAAUCCCACUUUGCGAGUGUUAACGAAUAGCAGAGAUGUGGCCCACUUGACGGUUGAUGCUGCAAACAGGUUAUCCUGUAGAGGCAAGUGGUUGUGGCAAUCUGACGGCAUGACUAGGCAGAUGAGGGAAUCUGAAAUUGUGGACUUGGCUCAAGUAUUCAGGAAAAGGGUUUUUGCAUUUUUGGGAGAUAGCACAUUGUAGAAUUCUCCACACCGUUACUGAAGCAAUCUUUCUUCUUGAUUCUGAUUGGGAUUAACAGCUUUCUAAAGCUGGAAGCUGAGUAGAGCCAUCCUCAUAAAAAGCUUUGGUUUAUCCUUGACAAGAAGUUAAAAGAGUUUUAAAGAUCAGAGCAUUAAAUGAUAUGAUACUGUAGAAGGCUAGAUUUGGCACCACCAGGCCGGAGCUUAAUCCAGGGCUGUUAAUUUUGCAAUAAAUGAAUUUCUGUAAAGCUUUUCAAAAGAUGACAUUUCCUUUUUGGUCAAUGUCUUUGUUAUAUGGACCUAAUUAUAUGCGAUAGAGGCAAUAGAUAUGCUUGUGUAUUCUCUCCAAAAUGUAAUAUAUGAUGCUAUGUAGUUGACUAAUAUUCUUUAAUGAUAAUUCCUUGGUUUAUGAU
Molecule: messenger RNA, 2621 nt
Organism: Diospyros lotus (date-plum)
Lineage: Eukaryota; Viridiplantae; Streptophyta; Magnoliopsida; Ericales; Ebenaceae
Product: protein SENSITIVE TO UV 2
Exons: 12
Coding region: 149-2209 (686 amino acids)
Biological process (GO): DNA damage response
Source: RefSeq, a predicted model, not a curated record